Cucurbitaria berberidis CBS 394.84 is the source of this 549-nucleotide messenger RNA. RefSeq lists its product as uncharacterized. The record is from RefSeq and is a predicted model, not a curated record. Bases 1 to 549 code for a protein of 182 amino acids. Lineage: Eukaryota; Fungi; Ascomycota; Dothideomycetes; Pleosporales; Cucurbitariaceae. The transcript has a single exon.
AUGGCCCUCCCUUCCACCGCUCUAGACCUAGUUGACUCUCCACCAUCUCUCGUGGUACGCAAAUUGCAUACACUGUCCAAACGAUGCGACAACAAACUCCAAAAUCCGUCCUUUGAGUCCGGCGAAUCCCCUUGGCUCGCAAUGGUCAGUGGCUCUUGGUCUACCCGUGGUGUAUACACGUCUUCUGGCGGUGGCCACCACGGCUCAAACUUCUACUACGGACAGAGCAACAGCACCAUCGAUAGCACACUCACCCUUUCGCAGUCGGAGAUCAACAUUCCCAACGGCGCGACGGUGGAGUGUGCGGCGUGGAUUGCAUCAAGAAGGCCGGGCAAUGUGGGGAGUUCGCGGGUCGAAGUAUUUCUCGAUGGGCAGAGCUGCGGAACUGAGUAUCUUGGGACAACGGGGUGGACAAAGGUUGGCGGUAAAGUGGGUGUUAGUGGAGACGGAGCGGUUCAUACGUUGGCAGUUGUGGUAGUGAGCGAUGAGGCGGGGGAGGAGGGAUGGGCGGUCUGGGUAGAUGAUUUGUGGGUGGGUAUAGGGUGCUGA